AUGUUCCCCCACCUGGCCUGGACUGGCCUGGACCAUAGCAGAGCUGCUGUUUGUUGCAAACAGAGGUCCGACUCCAGCGCAUUUCAAGCUGCAUUUCAAGCCCUACGUGAGUCCCUGGCCAACGAUGGGCAGCUUGGCAUGCCCGCCGGCUCUGUAGCAACGGGAAUCCAUGAUUCAGGUCGCGACUUUGCUGCGGGACGGGCACAGGCACGAACGACUGUUCGAAAGAAGAACGCUCAAAGGACUAGAGGUCGGUAUGUGGAGCCGGAGGAAGAGCAGACUCCGUCCUUUCCACCAGCGGGCUCGACUGAUCGGGACAAGAAGAUCACCUUGGGAACCCACUUGACGCAGCUGCAGAGCCAAAACCCGAGGUGUGUGUUCAUCACGCGAAAGAUCAACGGUAUGGGCUUUCAAUCGAAGGAAAUUCUGAGCACUUUCUACGGACAGUACGGCAAUGUGGUGGAGGUGCUCGUGGCUCACUCGAAGGUUAAGUCGCUUCGCGGACAAGAUGCGCAAUCACGAACUCGUCCUGGCAGUUUGGGUUUCGUCGUCAUGGACUCGCCAGAAGCUGUUGCGAAGAUUCUGGCGGCCGGGGCGAACCAGAGAGUUGCCGGCCACACGAUCAGAGUGGAGCCGUUUCAGCGGGUCACCAAGCCCCAAGAUGCUGGCCAAUCUGCGGGCUCCACUGCAACGAGCGGAGGCUCAACGACGAUGGGCUCAGGCUCUGGCUCUGGAGGGUCAGGCUCUGACAAGAGCGACCCCAACGGCUCCGACAAGAGUUCGGCUGGCAGUGCCAAUGGCCUGGGCGAAAGUGGUUCCGGUGGUUCCGAGGAAGGCUCUGACAAAGGCAAUGGCUUUUCAGCAGAUGGGUCGCAGCCGAAGGCCGAGGGCUCGGAAGAUUCGAACCCUGGAGAAGACUCCCGGUCCGAAUCAAGCAACAGGGCGGCGUCUCCAGGUAAUGGCAGAGAUGAAGAGCCAUUCCAUGAAGGAGUCCUACAAGGCGAGUAA
Messenger RNA from Symbiodinium natans, 1008 nucleotides. Lineage: Eukaryota; Dinophyceae; Suessiales; Symbiodiniaceae. The record is from the annotation of a GenBank genome assembly.